AUGAGAAGCAAAGGACCAAAAUCGGCAGUGAGGUCGCACAGGGAGGACACGUCGGCAUGGCUCGACGCUACGAUAUUAACGGAAAUGUCGUUCGCCAUUGCUCAAGAUCGAGUGCUUCAAGUCCUGACGGACGUGGUGCCUUGGCAGCCGGAUUGGGAAAAUCUGUCGGUUCUUGACCUCAGCAAUCGUCGCGUGGAGACUCUGAUGAAGCUGCAGGACUUUUGCCCCAACCUCCUCGACGUUAAUUUAAACGACAACCUGAUCGUGUAUCUGAGCGGACUGCCUAGCUCCAUCCGCCAUCUCCAAGUCGCGCGCAAUCGCUUAUCCUCACUCGUUUCUUUCGCCCGUCUGCGAAAUUUACAGACGUUGGACAUUAGCGAGAACGCCGUGGAAUCGAUCGACAACCUAUGCUGUCUUGACUCGCUGAAGCAUCUUCGAGCCGACUCCACUCAGAUCGAUUCUAUCAACGGUAUCGACAGCAUUGCAACAUUGGAAAGCAUCAGCUUGCAGCACAAUAACCUCAAGACCAUCGAUUUACAAGGUACAACGUGGACAGAACUGCGACACCUGUCGCUUAGUCACAACCAGCUCGAAAGUCUCACAGGACUCACGCAUCUCGCGCAUCUGUACACACUCCAGGUGGAGCACAACAAUCUUAGCCAACUCGACUGUCGUGGUGGCCUGCGAAAGCUUCGCCUGCUGCGCGUCUCGGGCAACCCGCGCCUGAGCAUCCUAAACAUCAAGGACCUGGCUAAAUUGCGGACGUUGUACGCCGACUUUUGCCACUUGGAUGAAAUUCAGCAUUUGCCCCACGCCAAACGCCUCGAGAAUCUCAGCCUAAGAGCCCAACAGAAUUCAGACUUCCGUUGGCCCCGCCAUUUGCCAAGCAGUAUUCAGCGAAUGUUCCUUUCAGGCAACCCGCUGCAGAACAGCCUUCCAGGUGAAGAUGCGGGUGAGCUUACCAAUCUGGUUUAUCUAGAGCUCGCUGCAUGCCAACUUGAGCAGCUCCCAGACCACAUGUGGUCCCUCAUGCCCAACCUUCGGCACUUGAACUUGGAUCACAACCUCUUCGUCGAGCUACCGAACCUUAGGGCGCUGCACCGGCUCAAACGCCUCUCCGCCGUUUCCUGUCGCUUGGAAAAGACUGCGCCGAUCAUUCGCGCCCUGCAAGAUCUACCUUUGGAAUCACUCGACACGCGGAUGAACGCCUGCACACACGGCCUGUACGCACCAAUCAUAGCUCCAAGUCGCUAUGUUGAGCCACGGACGCCCAAUUCAGAUAAUCUUCCCAAAGGAUUUGCGAGUGUGGCACCUCCGUUCCCAAACCCGGCUGUUGUUCAGCCAGCUUUCUCUCAGAAGGAACUUUCCUUGGGAAAGCAGGCCGAAGACCCCUCAGCGGCCCACAAGUCUUUCUUCCACAAACGGCUCCCCACACCGAUCCGUGGCGCGAGCAACAGCGAGCAAGGAGUGUCACAGACUGCGAUGACGCUAGCUGCGGAUGCACGCUUUAUUCGCGCGCUUCCCGAGGCUGCUCGCCAGCAACGCACCCUGCACCGUGGCGUGCUUGCUAUGGCGUGUGCGCAGCUCACUCAUAUCGACGGGCUCCCUGUCUCGGAUGCAGAAAUUGAGGAGGCGAGCCGUCUGCUUGAGUAA
Molecule: messenger RNA, 1653 nt
Organism: Tilletiaria anomala UBC 951
Lineage: Eukaryota; Fungi; Basidiomycota; Exobasidiomycetes; Georgefischeriales; Tilletiariaceae
Product: L domain-like protein
Exons: 3
Coding region: 1-1653 (550 amino acids)
Molecular function (GO): protein binding
Source: RefSeq, a predicted model, not a curated record